Drosophila eugracilis is the source of this 515-nucleotide messenger RNA. RefSeq lists its product as uncharacterized. Lineage: Eukaryota; Metazoa; Arthropoda; Insecta; Diptera; Drosophilidae. The record is from RefSeq and is a predicted model, not a curated record.
GCUCAUCCGAUGUAAAAAAUCCUUACUGUGCUCAAACAAUGACCACCGAAAAGAAGAAACAUUCACCAAAAAAGAAGACCGGAGAUCACAAGUCGAAAAAGAAAUCAAACUCUAAAAAAGACAAUUCACAUUCCAAUCUUUCAAAAAUAUGUUACUUCAUAGCUGUCUCCGAUCUUCUGCAUGCCCUAUAUUUCACCGUUCAAGCCAUGAUUCUAUUGGUUAAGCAGGUAGGUGUUAAAAUUAAAUAUCAAAUAUUUCUUUGGGGCAUAGCAACGUCAAUCACUGUGGAUUGGGAUCGGCUAAAAGAGUUUUCACUCAUUAUUCUUGGCAUAUUUAUCGAAAGCGCCUGCAUAUAUCUCAUUCAUCGCUAUUAUCAGGUUAUGGGUGAAAAGCCAAAGAAAAGGACCUUAUGCUGUGGCGGCAAUAAUGACAAGAAAAAGGCGAAUAAAAGUCCUAAAAAGAAGAAAGCCAAAAAGAAGACAUAAAUGUUUAUUUCAUAAAGUUGAAAAACGUUC